Molecule: messenger RNA, 2099 nt
Organism: Cyclopterus lumpus (lumpfish)
Lineage: Eukaryota; Metazoa; Chordata; Actinopteri; Perciformes; Cyclopteridae
Product: low density lipoprotein receptor adapter protein 1
Exons: 9
Coding region: 287-1171 (294 amino acids)
Source: RefSeq, a predicted model, not a curated record
UGCGCGUGCUCGCCCUCAGCUGGUCACCAGAGUGAGUCUCCGUGAGGGGGGUGAAGAGAACCAGCGCGAUUCAGGGGUGGGAACUUCUAUCAGUCGGCUCUCUCUUUUUUUCUUUUUCUUCUUCUUCUUCUUCAUCUUCUUCUUCUUCUUCUUCUUCUUCUUUCUCCCCUCUUUGGCGCAUCCCUCUGGGUCGAGCCCCGCCUGCUGUAUUGUACCCUCCUCCCUCCGUGGUCCGGACUCGGAGACUGGGGAAUCCACCUGCCGGAGAUCAGACGCACCUUUCGGGAUGGAUGCCCUGAAAUCCGCCGGCAGAGCGAUUAUCAAGAGCCCCGGAGUUCCGCGACACACAUGGGGAACUUCGAAGCACGAAAAGCUGCCAGAGAACUGGACGGACACCAAGGAGACUCUGUUGGAGGGGAUGGUGUUCAAUGUGAAGUACCUGGGUAUGACUCUGGUGGGCCAGCCCAAAGGAGAGGAGAUGGCCUCGCCUGCCAUUCGCAGAAUUGUUGCCACGGCCAGGGCCAGUGCUAAGAAGUUUCGUAAAGUAACAUUGACGGUCUCACCGAAGGGCAUCAUCAUGACAGACACAGAGACGACAGACCUCAUAGAAAAUGUCUCCAUAUACAGAAUCUCGUACUGCACAGCAGAUAAAACUCAGGAUAAGGUCUUCGCAUAUGUCUCUCAGAGUCCGUUCAAUGAGACCCUGGAGUGCCAUGCAUUUCUCUGCCAAAAGAAGAAGAUUGCUCAGGCUGUGACAUUAACGGUGGCCCAGGCCUUUAAAGUAGCCCUCGAUCUGUGGGAGAUCGCGCAGGAAGACAAAAACAAAAAAGCCAGGACCUGCUGUUCUUGUGCAGCCAGCAAAGGGCAGACACAGGCGACAGACACUCAGUGUGUUCCUGCAGAUCCAGAGGCACGAAAGCCCGUCGGGUUGGAGGAGAAGCUCCGGAGGCCCUUCUUCUCUGCUUUACUCAGCUCGCCCUCGCCUCGCAGCAACCCCACUCGAAGGCGACCAAUCAAACACGACUCUUGGGACGUGGACGAUGGCCUCGAUGAUGCGUUCUCAAGACUGGCCGAGUCCGGCUCCGAACCCGGCUCUAACAAUGCAGCUCUGAGUCCCCGGGAGGUCUCCUGCGAGAAUCUGUGGUCUGUCUCCAACAAUGAGUUUGAAUAACACGCGCCGAAAAUAUAGCUGCCCGAUUUAAGAGCGACCACAGAAAAUAGAAGGGAUCUCAAACACAAAACGGCACGCAUCACUUGAGCCGACAGCAAAACAUAUCACGCUUCCCGGUGCACAACCCGAAUCGCUGAGGCUCUGCUUGAUUUCCUGUGGCUGCGGAGGAGGAGAAGUCAGAAUGGAUGCAUUGAUAUUAUAAACUGCCAUGCCAUCUUCCACCAUAUUCCUACUCUCUCAAACUGCCGGAUGAAAUGCAACGCAGCACUGCAAGAAACACAUUACAUAUUUCUAGGUUGUGAGAAGAUGGGAGUCUGUCUUUUUUUAAAAAAUCUGAACUUGUAAAAACACUUUCAACGACACUUGCAUAAGUGGAAUUUGGAUGAAGAUAUUCUCGGCAUCAAGUAGUUUCGAGAUGCGUGUACAUAAAAGCAGCGUGUCUUUCUGAAAAUGUGAAAGCUCUGAUCUCGUCGUUUGCUUAAACAAAGUAACAGUUGCCAGUCUCAGCCGUCACUGGAAGCAAAGCUGGCACACGUCUUCAGUCAUGAUAUUUUAUGCGUUACGUAUUCAUCCUUUCAGGUUCUUUGAAUAAUGAGACGGCAUGUGAUAAAGUAACUUGACACGGGCGACCUAUACCCCAUAUGUCCUCUUUUUAUUGUUUGGAACAUAAAUGUGUCUUAAAGAAAAGACCAGAAUCCACCUUGGAAAUAUGGGGCAUACAUGUGACAUUUACAGAAUGUGAUACAAUGUAUAUAUUUAAUUACCAUCACAUGAAACACAGACAUCAAACACAGGACUGCUGCUUACUUUGUGUAUCCGGGACUUUAAACCAACAUAUCUUGGUCUUCUUCAGCAGAUUGAUUUGCUCAGUUGUCAUGAAGAUGGUUUAGUGGUGGUCAUAUAUGCAUCGGGGUGGUGGGUGGCAUCA